Phymastichus coffea is the source of this 939-nucleotide messenger RNA. It is a transcript of the gene Rpe, whose product is annotated as ribulose-phosphate 3-epimerase. The record is from RefSeq and is a predicted model, not a curated record. Gene Ontology annotation, biological process: carbohydrate metabolic process; pentose-phosphate shunt; pentose-phosphate shunt, non-oxidative branch. Bases 131 to 805 code for a protein of 224 amino acids. Gene Ontology annotation, cellular component: cytosol. NCBI's taxonomy places the organism in Eukaryota, Metazoa, Arthropoda, Insecta, Hymenoptera, Eulophidae. The transcript has 4 exons. Gene Ontology annotation, molecular function: metal ion binding; D-ribulose-phosphate 3-epimerase activity.
UAAGAACACACGUUAACUUAGGACUUUGUAUAUUAACAUGUCUGAUUAAAUUUUAGAGUGUAAAAAUUACAAUAAAACUAUUUUCAGUGGGUAAAAUUUAAGUGGAAAAACACAUUGCUAAUCUCCUAAGAUGCCUGGAAAAGUGACAGCAAAAGUCGGACCUUCAAUUCUCAGUGCUGAUCUGUCCAACCUUAGUAAUGAGUCUCAACGUCUCUUGGACUCCGGUGCUGAUUAUUUACAUUUGGACGUAAUGGAUGGAAACUUUGUGCCAAAUCUCACGUUUGGACACCCCCUCGUGAAAUGUUUGAGGUCAAAGAUCAAGGACGCUUUUUUCGAAACUCACAUGAUGGUUAAUGAACCUGAACAGUGGAUUAAAUCAAUGGCUGAUGCUGGAGUGGACCAGUAUACAUUCCAUGUUGAGCCAGUUAAAGAUGUGCCAUCAGUUUGUCGUAAAAUUCACGAAGCUGGAAUGAAGGUUGGAGUAGCUUUGAAACCAGGAACACCUGUUGAUGUUGUGACUGAGUAUAUUGAUCUAGCUGAUCUAGUUUUAAUAAUGACAGUUGAGCCAGGAUUUGGAGGACAAAAGUUCAUGGAUUCUAUGAUGAGUAAGGUGUCAUGGUUGAGGCAAAAUUAUCCUAAUUUAGAUAUUGAAGUUGAUGGAGGAGUUGGACCAAGUACUAUCAAUGCUUGUGCUGAGGCUGGUGCAAAUAUGAUUGUGUCAGGCACAGCAAUAAUAAAUUCAAGUGAUCCAGCUAAAGUUAUCAAGGAUUUAAGAUGUACUGUUAAUAAUGCUUUGGAGAAGUGAUAAAUAUAAAAGUGAGAGUGUUAAUACAUUUGUACAGAUUUUAUAAAAAGCUUAUUUUUACAACUUAUAAAAUUAUUCUGAAGAAUUUGAAUAGUCUAUCUUCAAUGUUUUGUGGUCAUUUGAUACACUAUCAU